AUUGUGGUCGUGGCGAGGUAGAACCAUGGCGCCUGGACUCAUCGAGACGGAAUCUGCGCCUGCUGCGCCUGCGGAUGCGCUGCGUCAGCUUAACGAGGUUACGGCGGGAUUUGACGAUACGCUGAGGUUCUACUUGAACGGCACGAAGGUUACGCUUGACAAUGCAGAUCCGGAAGUCACAGUGUUGGAGUAUCUGAGGGGGAUUGGGCUUACGGGGACGAAGUUGGGGUGUGCGGAAGGAGGAUGUGGAGCUUGCACAGUGGUCGUCUCACAGUUCAACCCCACAACAAAAAAGAUAUAUCACGCCUCCGUAAACGCAUGUCUGGCACCGCUGGUCAGCGUAGACGGCAAGCACGUCAUAACAGUCGAAGGGAUAGGCAAUGUCAAGAGACCACAUCCAGCACAGGAGCGAAUAGCAAAGGGAAAUGGCAGCCAGUGCGGUUUCUGCACCCCAGGAAUCGUCAUGAGCUUAUACGCACUCCUGCGCAACACCGACGCACCCACCGAACACGACAUUGAGGAAGCCUUCGAUGGCAAUUUAUGUAGAUGCACAGGAUACAGGCCGAUCUUGGAUGCCGCACAAAGCUUCAGUGUCAAGACUGGGUGUGGCAAAGCAAAGGCAAAUGGCGGAGGUGGAUGCUGCAUGGAAAAGAAUGGUGCAAAUGGCGGAGGAUGCUGCAAGACUAACGGAGCGAACAGCGAUGACCAGCCCAUCAAGCGCUUUACACCUCCAGGCUUCAUUGAGUACAAGCCUGACACCGAGUUGAUCUUCCCACCACAACUUCGCAAGCAUGAGUUUAGACCGCUGGCAUUUGGCAACAAGAGAAAGAGGUGGUACAGGCCUACAACUCUGCAGCAGUUGCUCGAUAUCAAGAACGCACACCCUUCGGCAAAGCUCAUCGGUGGAUCUACAGAAACGCAGAUCGAGAUCAAGUUCAAAGGCAUGAAUUAUAGCGCUUCCGUGUUCGUUGGCGAUAUCCCUGAGCUGCGCCAAUUCAACUUCAACGACGACCAUCUCGAGAUUGGCGGAAACGUGGUGCUAACGGAUCUCGAGCGGAUAUGUGAAGACGCUGUGGAGCAUUAUGGAAAAGAGAGGGGACAGCCGUUUGCUACAAUCCUGAAGCAGAUCCGUUACUUUGCUGGAAGACAGAUUAGGAACGUGGGUACGCCUGCGGGCAACCUUGCAACAGCCAGUCCCAUCUCGGAUCUAAACCCAGUCUUUGUUGCUACCAAUGCCACGCUGGUAGCAAAGAGUCUGAAGGAGACGAAAGAAAUACCGAUGUCGGCUUUCUUCAAGGGGUAUAGGCAAACGGCUCUGCCUCCUGACGCUAUCAUCGCCAGUCUCAGGAUCCCUGUGGCGAAGGAAAAGGGCGAAUACAUCCGCGCAUAUAAGCAGUCGAAACGGAAGGACGAUGACAUUGCCAUUGUGAAUGCUGCGUUGAGAGUGGCGCUUGACGAUGAGCAUACUGUGCAGGAUGUGAGCCUAGUCUAUGGUGGCAUGGCGCCAACAACGAUCGUCGCGAAGAAGGCCACAGACUUCCUUCAUGGCAGAAAGUUCACAGACUUGCAGACUUUGGAAGGUGUCAUGGCCAAGCUCGAGGAGGACUUUGACUUGCGCUUCGGUGUACCUGGUGGCAUGGCAACAUACAGGAAGACGCUUGCGCUAGGCUUCUUCUACAAGUUCUACCACGAAGUGCUCGCUGGUUUGAACGCUGAUGAGGCCGAGGUCGAUACACAAGCGAUCGGCGAGAUCGAGCGAGAUAUCAGCUCGGGCUGGAAAGAUGGCAAGGCAGCUGAGGCAUACAAGCAGAGCGAGGUUGGACAAUCGAAGAGCCACGUCGCUGCCAUGCAACAGACCACGGGCGAAGCCCAGUAUACAGACGACAUCCCUCUGCAGCGGAACGAGUUGUACGGUUGUCUAGUCUUGUCAACAAAGGCACACGCCAAGCUUCUCAGUGUCGAUGCGGAAGCAGCUCUUGAUCUACCAGGCGUUGCUGCUUACGUAGACCACAAAGAUUUGGCGACUCCAGAGUCGAACUGGUGGGGAGCACCUUCCUGUGACGAGACCUUCUUCGCGGUCGAUGAGGUCUUCACUGCAGGUCAGCCUAUCGGCAUGAUCCUUGCAGACACAGCGAAGCAUGCCGAACAAGCCGCUAGAGCCGUCAAGAUCGAGUACGAGGAGCUGCCAGCAAUCUUUACCAUCGAAGAAGCUAUUCAACAAGAGAGCUACUUCCAGCACUUCCGCCACAUCAAGAAGGGAGAUGUAGACAAAGCAUUCGAAGAAGCUGAUCACGUCUUCACGGGAACAGCACGCAUGGGUGGCCAGGAGCACUUCUACCUCGAGACACAGGCAUGUCUGGCAGUACCCAAACCCGAGUUCGGCGAGAUGGAAGUCUACAGUAGCACUCAGAACCCCGCAGAAACACAAGCAUACGUCUCCAAGGUUCUUGGUGUUUCUGCAAACAAGAUCAACGCUCGCGUCAAGCGCAUGGGCGGUGGCUUCGGUGGCAAGGAAACACGCUCAAUCCAACUCGCUGGUAUUGUAGCGGUUGCAGCUAACAAGACUCGGCGACCAGUUCGAUGUAUGCUCAACCGAGACGAAGACAUCAUAACAUCUGGGCAACGUCACCCCUUCCUCGCCCGCUGGAAGGUCGCGGUGAACAAGGAUGGCAAGCUUCAGGCGCUUGAUGCAGAUGUCUUCAACAACGGUGGCUGGAGUCAAGAUCUCUCCGGUGCUGUUGUUGAGCGCGCCCUCUCCCACAUCGACGGCGUAUAUUCUAUCCCCAAUGUCUACGUCCGCGGCAGAGUAGCAAAGACAAACACCGUCUCCAACACUGCCUUCCGUGGUUUCGGCGGGCCUCAGGGUAUGUUCAUCUGCGAGACCUUCAUGGAGGAGAUUGCAGACCACCUCAACAUCCCGGCCGAGAAACUGCGCGAGAUCAACAUGUACUCGCCCGAAGGCAACAUGGUCACGCAUUUCAACCAGGAGAUCAAGGACUGGUACGUUCCACUCAUGUACAAGCAAGUCCAGGAAGAGUCAGAGUACUCCCGCCGGCGAGCGGAGAUCGAAGAGUUCAACAAGACCCACAAAUGGAACAAACGCGGCCUUGCGAUCAUUCCCACCAAGUUUGGUAUUUCCUUCACGGCGCUCUUCCUCAAUCAAGCCGGUGCACUCGUGCAUAUCUACCACGAUGGCUCGAUCCUCGUCGCCCACGGCGGGACAGAAAUGGGUCAAGGCCUGCACACAAAGAUGACGCAAAUCGCAGCCGAAGCGCUCCAAGUACCGCUCGAAAGCGUCUUUAUCAGUGACACAGCCACUAACACGGUCGCGAACUCGUCUUCCACCGCCGCAUCAGCUUCCUCAGACCUGAACGGCUAUGCAAUCUACAACGCUUGUGAACAACUCAACGAACGCCUGAAGCCGUACCGCGAGAAACUCGGCCCUGGCGCCUCAAUGAAAGACCUCGCGCACAUGGCCUACUUCGACCGCUGCAAUCUCAGCGCGCAAGGCUUCUACAAAACGCCGGACAUCGGCUACGUCUGGGGCGCCAACACCGGGCAAAUGUUCUUCUACUUUACCCAAGGCGUGGCCGCCGCCGAAGUCGAGAUUGACACGCUCACAGGUGACUGGACGACGCGGCGCGCAGACAUCAAGAUGGACGUCGGCCGUAGUAUCAACCCCGCGAUCGACUAUGGACAGAUUGAGGGCGCGUUUGUGCAGGGUCAGGGCCUGUUUACUACAGAGGAGAGUCUAUGGCAGAGGAGUACGGGGGGCAUUUUUACGAAGGGGCCCGGUAAUUAUAAGAUUCCUGGCUUCCGUGACAUCCCACAAGUCUUCAAUGUCUCACUGCUUAAGGAUGUGCAGUGGGAGAAUUUGCGCACUAUCCAGCGGUCCAGGGGUGUUGGUGAACCGCCGCUGUUCAUGGGCAGCUGUGUUUUCUUCGCUAUUCGCGAUGCAUUGAAGGCGGCAAGGAAGCAAUUUGGUGAAACAAGUGUGUUGCAUUUGCAGAGUCCGGCGACGCCAGAGAGAAUCAGGAUUUCUUGUGCAGAUCCGAUUUUGAAGAGGGCGUGGGUUGAGCCGAAGCAGGGUGAGAAGAGCUUUUUCAUUAGCAUUUAA
This is a messenger RNA of Macroventuria anomochaeta, 4117 nucleotides long. RefSeq names its product xanthine dehydrogenase. The record is from RefSeq and is a predicted model, not a curated record. Gene Ontology annotation, molecular function: FAD binding; iron ion binding; molybdopterin cofactor binding. The transcript is spliced from 3 exons. The coding region runs from base 26 to 4117 and encodes 1363 amino acids. NCBI's taxonomy places the organism in Eukaryota, Fungi, Ascomycota, Dothideomycetes, Pleosporales, Didymellaceae.